AUGAUGAUUGGAUUGUUCUUCACAAGUGAGAGACUUGGUGGUUUCGUCAAAGAGCUAAUAGAUAUAGCCCUUGUGCUAAACUCUCUUCAUAGGGAUUAUGAGAGAUUUAAGAUGCACUAUCUCUUUAAUCAGAAAGAGAACACAUUUAGUGAACUUAUGGAAAUGCUUGAGAAAUUCGAGAAAUUCCUAAAGUUCAAACAAGACCCAUUGAAUGUGAAGUGCACAAAGUUCAAGAAAAUAAGCAAGGGGAAGAAAAGCAAGGCUGCAUCUUCAUCCACUCUAGGAGGGCAAGAGGCGCCUUCUAAGAGAAAGAUGAAGGAAAACACUUAUCCUUCUACGGCGCAAUGCUUCUGUUGUAGUGAAAUUGCUCAUUACAAAAGAAAUUGCCCUAAGAUAAAGGAAGAUGAGAAGGACGGAAACGUUGCUUCUCCUUCAGAUUUGAGGUUAUUCCGCUAUCAUGUUAUGUAUUUAACUGUAAAUCCCUACAGUUGCAUAGACCUCUUGGGUAAGCACAAUCAUGGCCAACCUUAA
Molecule: messenger RNA, 531 nt
Organism: Spinacia oleracea (spinach)
Lineage: Eukaryota; Viridiplantae; Streptophyta; Magnoliopsida; Caryophyllales; Amaranthaceae
Exons: 2
Coding region: 1-531 (176 amino acids)
Molecular function (GO): nucleic acid binding; zinc ion binding
Source: RefSeq, a predicted model, not a curated record